GGGAAAUCCACUGUAAGUACUCCAGGUCUCUAAGUCCCGAUUUCGUCUCACGCUCUCACAAUUCUCUCUCUUGAAUAAAUCUACGCUCGUUUAACCAAUUAAUUCCGCAGGAGAGAAAGAGGGUCUCCACCAGUUCUCUGCAAACAUGCUAGUUUAUCAGGAUUGUAUCACCGGCGAUGAGCUUCUGUCAGAUUCUUUCCAAUACAAGGAGAUUGAGAAUGGGAUGUUGUGGGAGGUGGAAGGAAAGUGGGUGGUUCAAGGAGCAGUCAGUGUAGAUAUUGGUGCAAACCCAUCUGCUGAAGGUGGCGAGGACGAUGAAGGUGUUGAUGAUCAAGCCGUGAAGGUUGUCGAUAUUGUUGAUACAUUCAGGCUUCAGGAACAACCGCCUUUUGACAAGAAGCAAUUUGUUACAUACAUGAAGAGGUACAUCAAGUUACUGACACCUAAACUUGAACCAGAGCAGCAAGAGUUGUUCAAGACGCACAUUUCAUCAGCAACCAAGUUCUUGCUCUCGAACCUCAGCGACCUUCAAUUCUUUGUUGGGGAGAGCAUGCAUGAUGAUGGCAGUGUGGUAUUUGCAUAUUAUAAGGAAGGGGCUACUGAUCCAACCUUUCUGUACCUUGCAUAUGGGUUGAAGGAAGUCAAGUGUUAGUCCCUUCUUUAUAUAGUGGUCUGGCAGAUUCAAGAUGGUGGUGUUUUCUAUAGUUUUAUACUCUUAUUAUAUCUUUAGCCAUGUAGUUUUCCUUUUCGAUUAAAUCCCCAGAGAUUGAAUAGAAAUGGUAGGAAGUUGUGUGGUGGGAGUUUUGGUCUCAAUUACCCAUAAUAAUAAUGUUUUUGCAUA
Molecule: messenger RNA, 841 nt
Organism: Tripterygium wilfordii
Lineage: Eukaryota; Viridiplantae; Streptophyta; Magnoliopsida; Celastrales; Celastraceae
Product: translationally-controlled tumor protein homolog
Exons: 5
Coding region: 146-652 (168 amino acids)
Cellular component (GO): cytoplasm
Molecular function (GO): calcium ion binding
Source: RefSeq, a predicted model, not a curated record